This is a messenger RNA of Scutellospora calospora, 307 nucleotides long. The record is from the annotation of a GenBank genome assembly. NCBI's taxonomy places the organism in Eukaryota, Fungi, Glomeromycota, Glomeromycetes, Diversisporales, Gigasporaceae.
AAUAUUUGAUGCAACAGAUGGUAUUAGCCAAAUACAGAAGAUAGUAGAUGAUGAUAAUACAACAGAAGAAAGGUUAUCAGAAACAGAAAGAUCUAAAACCUAUAAUCUCCUACUUGAAGAAUAUCUUCGCAUUAAUACUGAUAGUGUUAAAAAAAGUAACUAUGAUUAUAAUUAUCUUGCACAGCAAACUGAAAGUCCUAUUAUGAAGAAAUCACCUAAUUCUCUUAACUCUAUUAUACCUUUAAGCGAUGAAAAUUUCGAAUUUACAAAAUUGCAGAAAGAACUCAUAUCAAUUGCUAAAGAAUAG